Messenger RNA from Dipodomys spectabilis (banner-tailed kangaroo rat), 4061 nucleotides. RefSeq names its product contactin associated protein 2 (gene Cntnap2). Bases 49 to 3996 code for a protein of 1315 amino acids. The record is from RefSeq and is a predicted model, not a curated record. NCBI's taxonomy places the organism in Eukaryota, Metazoa, Chordata, Mammalia, Rodentia, Heteromyidae. The transcript has 24 exons.
CGGGCGGCCGCUCGGGCCGGCGGCGGAGCGGCGGCGCUCGCGCUCUGGAUGGUCAGCAGCUGCCUCUGCAGAGCCUGGACGGCCCCCUCCGCGUCCCAAAAAUGUGACGACCCGCUGGUCUCUGGCCUCCCCCACUCCGCGUUCAGCAGUUCCUCCUCCAUGUCAGCCAGCUACGCUCCCGGCUACGCCAAGAUCAACAAGCGAGGCGGUGCUGGGGGGUGGUCCCCAUCAGACAGUGACCAUUAUCAAUGGCUUCAGGUUGACUUUGGCCAUCGGAAGCAGCUCAGUGCCAUAGCAACCCAAGGAAGAUACAGCAGCUCCGACUGGGUGACCCAGUACCGAGUGCUCUACAGUGACACGGGGAGGAACUGGAAGCCUUACCAUCAAGAUGGAAACAUCUGGGCGUUCCCCGGAAACGUCAACUCGGACAGCGUGGUGAGGCACGAGCUGCAGCACGCCGUCAUCGCCCGCUACGUGCGCAUGGUGCCGCUGGACUGGAGCGGCGAGGGCCGCAUCGGGCUCCGGAUCGAGGUCUACGGCUGCGCCUACUGGGCUGACGUCAUCAACUUCGACGGCCACGUGGUGUUGCCCUAUCGGUUCAGAAACAAGAAAAUGAAAACGCUGAAAGAUGUCAUCUCCUUGAAAUUUAAAACUUCCGAGGGCGAAGGGGUGAUCCUGCAUGGGGAAGGCCAGCAAGGAGACUACAUCACUCUGGAACUGAAGAAAGCCAAGCUGGUCCUCAGUCUAAACCUAGGAAGCAACCAGCUGGGCCCCAUCUAUGGGCACACAUCCGUCAUGGCCGGAAGUCUGCUGGACGACAACCACUGGCACUGUGUGGUGGUUGAGCGCCAAGGACGCAGCAUUAACCUCACCCUGGACAGGAGCCUGCAGCACUUCCGCACCAAUGGAGAGUUUGACUACCUGGACUUGGAUUAUGAGAUAACAUUUGGAGGUGUACCUUUCUCUGGCAAGCCAAGUUCAAGUAGUAGAAAGAAUUUCAAAGGUUGCAUGGAGAGUAUUAACUACAAUGGAAUCAAUAUUACUGACCUUGCCAGACGGAAGAAAUUAGAGCCAUCAAAUGUGGGAAAUUUGAAUUUUUCUUGUGUGGAGCCCUACACAGUCCCUGUCUUUUUUAAUGCUACGAGUUACCUGGAGGUACCUGGGAGGCCUCACCAGGACCUGUUCUCGGUCAGUUUCCAGUUCAGGACUUGGAACCCCAACGGUCUCCUGCUGUUCAGCCACUUCGCAGAUAAUUUGGGCAACGUGGAGAUCGACCUCACCGAGAGCAAAGUGGGAGUCCGGGUCAAUGUCACGCACAUCAGGAUGAGCCAAAUCGACAUCUCCUCAGGGUCUGCGUUGAACGACGGGCAAUGGCAUGAGGUUCGCUUCCUUGCCAAGGAAAACUUCGCUGUUCUCACCAUCGAUGGCGAUGAAGCAUCGGCUGUCAGAACAAAUAGUCCUCUGCAAGUGAAAACGGGGGAGAAGUACUUCUUUGGAGGUUUUCUGAACCAGAUGAGUAACUCAAGUCACUCUACCCUUCAGCCCUCAUUCCAAGGAUGCAUGCAACUCAUCCAAGUAGAUGAUCAGCUGGUGAAUUUAUAUGAGGUGGCACAAAGAAAGCCAGGAAGUUUUGCGAAUGUCAGCAUUGAUAUGUGUGCCAUCAUCGACAGAUGUGUGCCUAACCACUGUGAGCAUGGUGGAAAGUGCUCUCAAACAUGGGAGGGCUUCAAAUGCACUUGUGACGAGACGGGGUACAGCGGAGCCACCUGCCACAACUCUAUCUAUGAGCCAUCCUGUGAAGCAUACAAACACUUAGGGCAGACGUCAAAUUACUACUGGAUAGAUCCUGAUGGCAGCGGACCUCUGGGGCCUCUGAAAGUCUACUGCAACAUGACAGAGGACAAAGUGUGGACCAUCGUGUCUCAUGACUUGCAGAUGCAGACCACAGUGGUGGGAUACAACCCAGAAAAGUACUCGGUGACCCAGCUCCUCUACAGCGCCUCCAUGGACCAGAUUGGCGCCAUCACCAGCAGCGCAGAGUACUGCGAACAGUACGUCUCCUACUUCUGCAAGAUGUCCAGGCUGUUGAACACCCCAGAUGGAAGUCCUUACACCUGGUGGGUUGGCAAAGCCAAUGAGAAGCACUAUUACUGGGGAGGGUCAGAGCCCGGAAUUCAGAAGUGUGCCUGCGGCAUCGAGCGCAACUGCACGGACCCCAAAUACUACUGCAACUGCGACGCAGACUACAAGCAGUGGAGGAAGGAUGCUGGCUUCUUAUCGUACAAAGAUCACCUGCCAGUGAGCCAGGUGGUCGUUGGAGAUACCGACCGGCAAGGCUCAGAAGCCAAACUGAGCGUGGGUCCCUUGCGGUGCCAAGGAGACAGGAAUUACUGGAAUGCCGCCUCUUUCCCAAACCCUUCAUCCUAUCUGCACUUCUCUACCUUCCAAGGAGAAACAAGUGCUGACAUCUCUUUCUACUUCAAGACGCUAAUCCCCCGGGGAGUGUUUCUUGAAAAUCUGGGAAACACGGACUUCAUCAAGCUGGAACUGAAAUCUGCCACCGAAGUGGCCUUUUCAUUUGAUGUCGGAAAUGGGCCAGUGGAGAUUGUGGUGAGGUCGCCCUCCCCCCUCAAUGAUGACCAGUGGCACCGCGUCACGGCAGAGAGGAAUGUCAAGCAGGCCAGCCUGCAGGUGGACCGGCUGCCCCAGCAGAUCCGCAAGGCCCCCACCGAAGGCCACACCCGCCUGGAACUCUACAGCCAGCUGUUCGUGGGUGGGGCUGGAGGGCAGCAGGGCUUCCUGGGCUGUAUCCGCUCCUUGAGGAUGAAUGGAGUGACACUUGACCUGGAAGAAAGAGCAAAGGUCACAUCCGGGUUCAAAUCAGGAUGUUCCGGCCACUGUACCAGCUAUGGAGCCAACUGUGAGAAUGGAGGCAAGUGCAUCGAGAAGUACCACGGCUACUCCUGCGACUGCUCUCACACGCCGUAUGAUGGGACUUUCUGCAACAAAGAUGUCGGCGCGUUUUUUGAAGAGGGGAUGUGGCUGAGGUACAACUUCCAGCCCCCUACCGUCAGUGCCAGAGACGCAGGCAGCAGAGCAGAGCACGCCGUGGACCCGCAGCCCCCGGCCCCCGACCUGGCCGGGGAGCACAUCCUCUUCAGCUUCAGCACCACCAAGGCGCCCUGCAUCCUCCUCUACGUCAGCUCCCUCAGCACCGACUUCCUGGCCGUGCUGGUCAAGCCCACAGGAAGCUUGCAGAUUCGGUACAACCUGGGAGGCACCCGAGAGCCGUACAAUGCUGAUGUGGACCACAGGAACAUGGCCAAUGGACAGCCCCACAGCGUCAACAUCACCCGUCAGGAGAGGACCAUAACGCUCAAGCUCGACCAUUACCCCUCUGUGAGCUACCAUCUGCCCAGCUCAUCGGACCUUCUCUUCAACUCUCCCAAGUCGCUCUUUCUUGGAAAAGUUAUAGAAACGGGCAAGAUCGACCAGGAGAUCCACAAGUACAACACCCCAGGCUUCACAGGCUGCCUCUCCAGGGUGCAGUUCAACCACAUCGCCCCGCUCAAGGCCGCCUUGAGGCACACGAACUCCUCGGCCCACGUGCACGUCCAGGGCGAGCUGGUGGAGUCCAACUGCGGGGCCUCCCCGCUGACGCUCUCCCCCAUGUCGUCCGCCACGGAUCCCUGGCACCUCGACCACCUAGACUCAGCCAGUGCUGAUUUUCCCUAUAACCCAGGACAAGGCCAAGCUAUAAGAAAUGGAGUCAACAGAAACUCAGCCAUCAUUGGAGGGGUCAUCGCCGUGGUGAUCUUCACCAUCCUCUGCACGCUGGUCUUCCUCAUCCGGUACAUGUUCCGCCACAAGGGCACCUACCACACCAACGAGGCCAAAGGCGCCGAGUCGGCCGAGAGCGCCGACGCCGCCAUCAUGAACAACGACCCCAACUUCACAGAGACCAUCGACGAGAGCAAGAAGGAAUGGCUCAUCUGAGAGGGGGCUGGGGGGAGGGAGGAGAGCACCCCGCUUUGUUACCCCUGAGCACACGACCCGACCGU